Molecule: messenger RNA, 1348 nt
Organism: Homarus americanus (American lobster)
Lineage: Eukaryota; Metazoa; Arthropoda; Malacostraca; Decapoda; Nephropidae
Exons: 5
Molecular function (GO): nucleic acid binding
Source: RefSeq, a predicted model, not a curated record
AUGGAGCCUGAUGAGCAGUGUGGAGUCGAAGAUGGAGUGAUGGUGGGGAGAACUUUAGUUUAUCUAUCUGCAGAGGAGGUAUCUCUAAUUGUGGCCAAUUUCACUCUCCGUCCAAAGAAAAUAAAGCAGGGAAUGGCCGUUGGACUGUUGGACUGUGCCAAGAGGUCGACCACGAGCCCAGGACCUGCAAGAGGAGCGUGGUCAAGCAGAAAAAUGCAUCACAUCGACACUGGGGUUCAACGCCCGAUCAAGCAGCCGCCUCAGAGAAUAGCACCAGCUCGUCGCCAGGAAAUGGAGAAGGCGGUAGGGGAACUUAUUCACCAAGGUCUGGUCGAAAAGUCCAGCAGUCCGUGGGCGUCAGGAGUGGCCCUUGUGAGGAAGAAGGAUGGUUCAAUGCAGUGCUGUGUGGAUUACUGCGCCCUCAAUGACGUGACGGUGAAGGACUCCUACCCCUUGCCAAGAAUCGAUGACACACUGGAUGCGCUGACAGGCGCCAAGUGGUUCUCAACACUCGAUUUAAAGUAUGGGUAUCAUCAGGUGAAGAUGGGUGAGAAAGACAAGGAAAAGACAUCAGUUCAAAGUUAUGCCAUUCGGUCUCAUAAGGAAGUUCAAUAUCUGGGACAUAUAGUAAGUGAAGGCCGAGUACGCACAGACCCAGAGAAGGUGGCGGUGGUGAGAAAUUGGCCAGUGCCAACAUGUAUAAGGGAGCUGCGAAGUUUCCUUGGCCUUUGUACCUACUACCGUCGAUUUGUGAGGAACUUCGCCACGGUUGCAGCACUGUUGCACAAGCUGACUAAGAAGGGACAGAAAAUCCAGAAGGACAACUGGCACGCAUGGCUUAGGAAGCGGGACCAGCACAAUUAUAUCAUCCAGUACAGGCCUGGGCAGAGACAUGGGAAUGCUGACAGUCUGAGCAGAGGACCGUGUGAUUCCAAUUUUCAGCAGUGUUGUAGGAGAGAGGCAGUUCCCAAGAAGUGUAGCCGCACUACGGUGAAGGAGGAUCUAGCCGUUGUUGGGGAAGGCCUUGAGAAGCUGCAGCUGGAAGACCAAGAUCUGAGACGAUCUCUGGAGCAAGUCCUACGAAUAAAAACUACUAGGCGCAGUGGGAUGCUCUUCGGCCGGAGGAUGGACUGCUGCAGCGCCAGUGCACCAAUGGAGAGGGUCACAGUGGAUAUUACAGGACCUCUGCCACUCACUGUAGAUGUGGCCAUGGAUCAGUGGCCAGAAGUUUAUGCCAUCCCUGUUGCCAGGGUGCUGGUGGAUUCGUUCUUCUGCCGGUUUGGUGUAUCCCACGAGUUGCACUCAAACCAGGGCAGAAAUUUUGAGUCAGCUGUGUUCAGCGAGUGUU